Molecule: messenger RNA, 1114 nt
Organism: Purpureocillium takamizusanense
Lineage: Eukaryota; Fungi; Ascomycota; Sordariomycetes; Hypocreales; Ophiocordycipitaceae
Gene: clc1
Product: Clathrin light chain
Exons: 3
Coding region: 173-886 (237 amino acids)
Biological process (GO): clathrin coat assembly; intracellular protein transport; clathrin-dependent endocytosis
Cellular component (GO): plasma membrane; clathrin coat of coated pit; clathrin coat of trans-Golgi network vesicle
Molecular function (GO): clathrin heavy chain binding; structural molecule activity
Source: RefSeq, a predicted model, not a curated record
CGAAGACCCACCCCCGUGGCGGAUACGUCGUCGCAGUCACCUAGCGGGUCAGCGCUGCUGUGCAACAACGGCAACGGACCGCCUCCAACAUCACCAGUGGCCGGAUCUCUCCUGGCAUCCUCUAUUCCCUCACGCGCGCGCUUCCAGGUGAUCCGAACAGAACAGAGCCACGAUGGCUGACCGAUUCCCCUCGCUCGAGGAUUUUGAUUCUGGAGCGCAAACCGACAUCAAGGACCCUUCCGCCGAGCCAUCCGCCGACGACUUUCUCGCCCGUGAAAAGGCCGUUUUGGGUGACGAUGCACAACAAUUCGUAACGAGCGAUGAUGUGGCGGCGCUCGGAGAGCCUGGCGAUGACCUCCUCGCCCAAGGAGAUGCCGCCCAAUCUACAUUCGAGUCUCAAUUCCCCGAUCUUGCCAGCCCUUCUGCCGGCACACUUGGCGCUCCCGGCGCUACGUCCAUCACAGGUCCAUCCGUGAGCUACAACUCGGGCUACCAAGCACGCGCAGAGGACGAGGCAGAGCCCGAGGUCAUCAAGGAAUGGAGAGAGCGUCGAGAUGCGCAAAUCGCCAAGAGAGCCGAGCAGUUCGCCGCGCAACGGCAAGAGACGAUCAAGGAAGCGCAGCAGAAUAUUGACGACUUUUACGAAAACUACAACUCCAAAAAGGAGAAGGGUAUUGCGCAGACACGCAAGGAUGCAGAGCAAUUUUUGGCCAAUCAGGAGGAUACAGUGUCGGGAGGAACGAGCUGGGAUCGCAUUGCGAAGCUCGUUGAUGUCAGCGGCAAAGGCACCAGAGGUGGUGCGGCGGGGUCUGGAAAGGAACGCUUCCGCGAGAUGCUGACUAGCCUACGAAAGGAUGAGAAGGCUCCCGGUGCCACAGGCUACUGAGUAGUGCGGUUUUCAGAUGUUGCAAGCACGAACGUACGGGUGUACUCGUGAGCAGGAAGCCCCCCACCAGAAGAAUCAAGUGGGGUGAUAAGCUGGUGUACGGAGAAUCCGCCAUGUAUUGUAUUGGAGGCACGGAGACACAGACAACGUUUAGUAUCGUGAUUGACUUGCGCUGACUGUUCGUGAUUCGGUAAUCCGUAGCUAAUCGUGAGCACACCGCAUAUGGCC